UAUGCGUUUUCGGUAAUAUGGACAAUGACGAAAGAUGCUGAAAUAUUGGACACCAAGUAUCACAAGUCCUUGAUUUGCUCCAAAGCGGCGCUCACAUAUGAACAAGCGCAAGAGUUCAUAGACGAUCCUGAAUCGAACACCGAUGUCACGAAGGGACUGCGAGAACUGAUGAAGCUUUCGAAAAUUCUAAAUAAGAAAAGAACUGCGAACGGUGCUUUAACGUUAGCAUCAUCAGAGAUUCGUUUCGACAUGGACUGGGACACACGAACGCCAAAAGCAGUCCAAGAGAAGAAACAUUUGGAUACACAUUCAAUGGUGGAAGAAUUCAUGCUGCUUGCAAAUAUUUCUGUUGCGGAAAAGAUAUUGGCUGAGUAUCCGGAUUGUGCUAUGUUACGACGGCAUCCUGUACCUACUGAAGCUAGCUACAAGCCAUUAGUAGAGGUUAGUUUUUAUUCGAAGAUAUAUUACUCUCUGAAGAUCUUCAUCACCCUUUUUGUUUAA
Cylicostephanus goldi is the source of this 501-nucleotide messenger RNA. NCBI's taxonomy places the organism in Eukaryota, Metazoa, Nematoda, Chromadorea, Rhabditida, Strongylidae. The record is from the annotation of a GenBank genome assembly.